CAGACUACUUCCAUCGCGAUCCGCUUCGAGGGCCUCGUCGGCUGUGCCAGCGCACCCCUCAGGCUUCCGCGCUCAUGCACCAACUCUCAUGGCCAGGCCCGGCGGUUCUCAUUGCAUCAGCUAGAUCCGAGGUCUCAAAAAUUGCACUUGAACGUUGUCAGACGCACCGCGUUGCUCGCCCUUCAGUGCCAUGGUCUAUAGGAAGAGCCAUGAAGCAUGCACCUCGCGGCGGAACUUGCGCAGGAGACGCUGUGUCUUUGUUCGAGCAGUACGAAGCAAGCGUGAUGCCGCAGGAGGUAUUCAGGAAGGACUCUUGCGAUUGCUUAGCCAAUAGGUUGCCACUUGAACCAUGAUGCUAUGCUCCAUCAACGACGCGACUCCACUCCCGGCGAUCGGUGGGCUGCCUUCCGCUCUGCAUUUCUGGUCUCACUGCCAUAGCAAGGUGCUCGUAUCUGGUUAGGAGAGCGCCCCGACGUCUCCUCGCUGCACUCUCAGGGUGGGCAGACACGCCUACUUACGAUGUCUCUUCAUCGACUGAGCUCACUCACGCUUUUUGCUUACCAGCAUUUGAGGUUGUAUCAGUUCCUCUCCCCUCGUGCGAUCCUGCUCAUCGGACAUCGACCGCACGCCACUGCUCUCAUCACACUGGCAGCCUGGCGAUCUUGCCCUUGAUCUCGUAACCAGUCUAGGACUUUGAGGCAGCGACUUGGUCUCCAGUGCGGCGCGAAGAUGAGUCACAGAUCGCCAGGCUCAUUCCACCUAUACAUGCUUUGUAAGGCGCCUUUCACUUUCUUCUGCCCGCAAGGAAAAUCUGAUCGACAAGUCAAGCAGAGAAAGCGGAAGCGCCUGACAGUGACCUUGAGAGUGGUUAAUCGUCUCAAAUUUGCGAUCGGUACUUUUGUUAGCACCUCAGUUGCUGGCGCUCAUCGACGAGAGUAAGAGCGCUCUCCGGUCACUACGCGCGUGCGCUGCCUACACCCGUGCGCUCCCUACACGCGUGCGCUCAUUCUCGUUGACGCCAAUUAUUGUUACGAAGGCUCAGCAAGGGCUACAAUUCCGCCUCGUUCCAACGAUCUCUCUUACUGGGACUAAGGUACAUUCCGACUUGAGCUGUUCUCUUUGGCGCUCGUCAUCAUUCAUGCUCAAUCUGGGCAGGAGCAAUUGGUGCUGCCUAGAAAGGAUGCGACGAGAAAUCAGUUGAUGUUAUGCUCCUCGCAAAGCGACUUGAUCGCAUCGCGCCGGGCUUCUCCUCAACGUCGUGCGGCCUGGGCCAGGUUCGCACCUCAACUCGCUCAUCUCGAAAUUGGAAGACUCACUGCAACAAAUCGACUCUCUUCACCGAGCCUCUGAUCCUGAUUGCUUCGAUGCAGGUCUUUACAUGGAGAUGUGCGUACAUCCACUACCGCCGACGACAUCGAGACUAGGCGGAUCCUACGCCCUUUGGCCACAACUUAUCCGGACGGCUUCGCUUGCGCACAGUUGGUCGUGGUUCGAUGGGUACUGCUCUGCCUACUUGUACGCGUCUGACAACUCCGCGUCUCCCGCACCUCAGCUCAUCCCAGCCGACAUCUGCUUUGUCGGUCCCUGGUGCUCAACAUAAUGCAAGUACAUGCUGCUCUUGCGCCUUGCCGGCCUAUUUGAGAAGAGCGGAGCUCUGGGAGUGUCAUGCACGGCCUCACGGACCGCACAGUCUUCAGCAAUGCCAAGCGGCAAUGAACGUGUCAAGCUGGCACCGUUUCGCUAGCAGCAACAGAGCUGCACGUAGCAUGAAGUGCUGUUUCGAAUUUUGCACGAUUCUCUUGGCAAGAGGAAGACGACAGCAUCUCUCGCAUGGGAAAUGUUGAGUCCAGAGCACCAGCGCAAGCCAACAAAGGAGCGAUGUGGAUAGAGUCUCGAUGCGACAACAGGUCCUCUGGCCUAUCCAGUAUUGUGUGCUCGAAGGACCGCAUUAGCCAGGCGAGUCUUGCAAGACCCGAGCUUCGGACUCUCGAGAUGACCACUGUCCCACGAAGGGCGCCUCGGGCCUACACGCGGCCAGUACACAUGCGCACGCGCAAAGAAGUAGUCGAGAUGCCGAACGAGCUUGGAUUAGGCCAAAGGGGCUAACAACGGAUAGUGACGUCUACCCUUGUCAACAACACUUUGCCAGUUGCCUUGACUGUUCGGCUCAAAUGAGCAACGAGACUGCCGGGAUGGUCACGCCAGAACUUGCUGGAUGCGCAGCAUGUCUUCCAUUGCCUCCGUUGGUCCAAUUCGAUCACACCAUCGAGCAGUGGAGAAAGUCUUGGUCCUGCGGAAGUUCCGGCGUCCUUGGCCGAACCAAGACACGUUGCCUUGUCUCGUCGCUCAACAUCUCGCGAACCGGGGCGAGAGGCGCUGUGCAAAAAUGUGCCGAAGCUUCAAAGCACAUGUUCGAUUGCGAAAACCAACGACCCCACCCUUACGAUUGUAGCUCUUGGCAAGCUUCAUGGAGCGGUCUCGUGCAAGUGAGGUGCUCUCGCACGUCAGGGCAGUUUGGAGACGUGGAUUCGCCAAGGGGCCGGGCUAACGCGAGCUAUCAACAGCACUGAGGGCAUGGUGGGAUGCGUCAUGAAGGCGCCUCACCUACCACGGACGCCUCUUGCAAGUAUGAUGACCUUGUGAGUAGAGGCAUCCUUGUCAGCUUCUUCUGCGCGGUCUCGCUCGUCCAGCGGGCUUAGCUUCUACACAUCAGCCGCGUUUCGAGCGAUGCUGCCCGGACCGCGGUCACAGAUCGGCAUCGCGACUGCAGGGCGCUGGCUGGUCUAGGAGCAUCCACGGCACGACUUCAGUAUAGUAAGACUCAAGCUGACCUCUCUCCAUUUUGUAUCUGCCAUCGCUUGAUAUGAUCAUUGCUUCGUGCUCUCGCCUCGAUCUUCGAGAACUCGUGUUGCUGACCACCAGAGGCUUGUUUGUGGCGUCAAUGUGGGGGCUACUCCUCUCGAAUGUGGGAUUACAAUGGGAUGGACCCUCACUUAUUCCUCCUUAUCGAACAACACAACCUGGCGUCCGCCAUAUCCCACGCCCCUACCGCCGGCAGUCAGCUGACAUCAGACGGGCGAUCAGCUUUCCUCUCUGUCGACCUUGAACUGCUACGGCUGUGCUUCGAGCGUCGACAAGUCAUCGUGCCCCACGAACCAAGUUCAAGACGUUUUCUCCAACGCUUGGCAGGCAAUGAAGCAACUUGGCAACGAGGUCGCUGAGAGCCCCGACUACCAGACUACAAUCCACACGUCGCUAUCCAUCGCACAUCAAAUGCGCGAGAUGGAUUAUUUAGCAUUGCAGAUGUCCCUGCGUGUUUCUCUUCUCUCAGCACCCUUCGUCACAUGUAAUUCCGCGCUCGGCUGGCAUUCCAAGGCGGCAUAGCAGGCGGCAGGUCUGAGAGCCCUCGAAGCAGAAGGAUGGAAGUGGGGCCUUCGCAAUGGGAACAUCGAGGGACCGCACAAAUCCCCACAAGGCAGCAAAGUUCUUGCGCAAUCGAGGGAAGCAUUGCUAGCUGCCUGGAGCCCGCGCCUUUUGGUGUGCCGAAUGACUUCGCGCACGGUACUUGCGAGGUGCUUGGACUAUGCGGACCUUGGACGCGUGAGACAUUAGCAGAUAAGACAGAUUUACUUUCGUCACAAUAUCAAUCUUUGAGAUACGCCUAUCGCAGCCUCCAGAGGUAACCCUCUUCUGUCACUCGUCGACAACGCCGCUGUAUUCAAGCCUACGGGACUAUUGAGGACUCUUAUGUUGCAGUAGGCUGUGAUCGGUCUGUUCAAUCAGGCUUUGCCUCCGCUGCUCUCGCCACUCGUUGCCAUCGAUUUCAAGCAAUGGAACAGCUCUUAGGCAGGCGCGAGGGGGGGUGGUUGGGCGUUCCUUGCACGACCCUCUCAGCGCUUGGCCUUGUUGCGCCCCACAUUUCUUUCUUGCGGUAUAGCUUAGCCGACAUCGCUUGCACUCAGAGACAGCUGAGCCGCAUCGUUGCUCUGGCAUUCAGAUCUUUGUGGCAGCUCGCGCCACUGAGGCGAAGCAGCUUCCGAAGCGUUCUAGCCUUCUCAAAGCUGCCGCACAGCGGUUUGCUCACUAUAACUUUUGCACGUGGACUCUCUUCGAGCGCUGAGGCGCUUGCUUCGACGGGACGACCCGACAUAGCAACAUUCAGCAACUAUCCUCGAGGACCUCUAUCUGAUAUGGGGCGCGUGACUUCGGUACAGGGUGUCAAUCUAUCCUGGAUGCCUACGGGUGAGUGGGAGCGCGGAGAUAGCCUUGAGGUCCGCGGCGUCCUCUGCGGCGUCUAAUUCGAAGACACGCAGCUCUGCUUGUUGUAUUCUCCUGAUCGAGUCUGGCACAAGACAUGGGCUUGAGCGUCUUGGGAAGUCUCAGAGUAUACUUCAGAGCUUGGUCAUAGCUAGCGAGAGCAGCAAUCGCUAACUUCGUCCCCCUGCUCUGCUUUUCUGCCAACUUUCUACCAGCGCCAUGGAAUGGAAGCACAUUUCGUCAAGAAUGGAAGCACAUUUCGUCAAGAAGGACAAAAAAUGUCUUUUUGCAGUAUUUACCAACGCCAAGUACUCUCGACUACUGCUGGACUAUUCCACCGUCAAAGAUGGGCUAGCCUUACGCACAGUGCAGGAGUUUCCGCUUCCUCAGGACUGUCCGGAGCGAUCGUCCGUGCUCAAGGACUUAGAUGACACAGAGAGCUUGGAUUUAGGCGUGAAUUACGCUCGACAUCAUCAGUCGCGGAAGAUGGAUAUCGAAUGAGACGCGGGUGCCAUACCUUUCGGCUGCUGACCCUAGACCUAAGCAGCGCGUCCGUCGCUUGGUCUGUGAAUGUCUCGGGCAUGACCUCGUCUGCGCUCAUCCGAGCUAUCUCUCCUCUGCUGUGACCGAGGGCAAAACCACCACGUGAGCCCGCUUUCUCCGUGACGACCGCUUGGCACCUCUUAGCCAUACCAAGUCAAGUCUACAAGUUCUUUUGCGAGUAUGCUAAUUGGGUGACGCGAACAAGACGCGCGUCCACGACAAUCAGUGUCAGCUACGCCAACAGGUCUUGGAGUUGCAGCAUAGCAUCGUGCGCCGAGUCUUCGCAUGGGCACCUACCGCCCGCGCUUGGCGCAUUUACACUCAUCAGACACGAGGACAAGCCAGAGCUGGGAGUCUGCCAGCAGGACUUCGACAACGCUGCCCACCAUUCUGCCGUCGGAGCCCGUGGUGUCAGCUUCUCGAGUCUCAGCUCCAAGAUUACCAAGUCCACCGCCUUGACUUCCGCGCCCGAGGUCAAUGUUCUGGCUCGAACGACGUUCUGGCUUCAUCCGAACAGCUAAACGGCAUCUUCUACAGACAGCCGCAAAUUCCAGA
Molecule: messenger RNA, 5355 nt
Organism: Ceraceosorus bombacis
Lineage: Eukaryota; Fungi; Basidiomycota; Exobasidiomycetes; Ceraceosorales; Ceraceosoraceae
Source: the annotation of a GenBank genome assembly